Paramuricea clavata is the source of this 171-nucleotide messenger RNA. The record is from the annotation of a GenBank genome assembly. Lineage: Eukaryota; Metazoa; Cnidaria; Anthozoa; Malacalcyonacea; Plexauridae.
AUGGCGGAGAAAAAUAUAGGCGAGUCUGUCGACAAUACGCAGGAAAAACAAGACAUGCUGGUCGAAGAUAAAAAUCAAGAAGAGACUAUGAGCACAGCAAGCAAUCGAUGUCAGACUCUCAAAAAUCGAAAGAAAUCGAGUAAAAUACGUUUAACGAAGGACGAACUCUAA